AUGAGAAUGAAUUGCUCCUUCCCGGGGGGGUUUUUGCAUCACCAACGUUCUCGCACCACCGGCGUGCACCCCCCCCCCCCUCCCCCCCCCUCGCCCUUGAUUCAGCAAAAGGUGACGUUGCGUACGGGGAGAUGGACGAAGAAAGAGUGCGAAGAUUUCGCACGCGGCCUUGAGAAGCAUGGCAAGGCAUGGUCGAAAGAGUUCGUGCCGACGAGGAAAGUGCCCCAAGUCAGAACGCACGCCAGGAAGUACUUCGCCAAGCAGCGCAAGGCGAUGAUGCUCAGCGGGCAGAGCGAGGGGGGUGACCAGGACGGGGAGCAAACGCAGGGGGGGGGGGCGGGGUCCGGGGCCACGGCCGGAGAUUCGGAGGAUUCAAGUAGGGAGGAGGGAGAAGCGGUGGCCGGCGAGUCCAAGGAGCAUGGCCGUGAGGAGGGGGGCGGGGCAGGGGCAAAAGGACGAACUGAAGAACCGAAGGAGGCUGAGGGUGUGGGCGGGGAAGAGAAGGAUGGGAGUCCACGAGAGGAGAAGGAGGAUGAUAAGGUAGUGGAGAGCGAGGAGGAGAAGGAGGAGGGGCAGAAGGAGGAGGUGGAGGUGGAGGUAGUGGAGGAGGAAGAGGAGGAGGAAGAGGAAGAGAGCGAAGCCGAGGAGGGUGAGGAGGACGAGGAAGAGGACUUCAUCCCAUUUUUCGGGAACAAGGCGAAGGAGGACUCUACCGACAGCAACAGCCGCCGCAACCUCCGCCCGCCGUGGUAUCGCGAGUCUAGCGUGGAGCAAGGGUUUCCGCUUCGUACGCUGCACAACGAGAUACUGGACCUGUGUGACCUGCUCAUGCCCACGCCGGAGGAGAAGGCCAAGACGGCCAUCGCCAUCACGUACAUCAAACGAGUGGUGGAGGAGACCCUCGGUUCAGAGGCCAGGGUGGAGAUAUUCGGCUCGCAGCUAACGGGUCUGGUUCUGCCCAGCAGCGACAUCGACUCGGUUGUCCUGGGCGGUCCUCGCGGUUCGCUCGGGUCGCUCGGAGCUGCCAUGUACCGAAGGCAGAACAAGGGCGAGGUGCGAGAGGUGACGGUGAUCAAGUCGGCCAGGGUGCCUCUCGUGAAGUUCGUGCACGUCGGCUCGGGCGUGCAGGUGGACGUGUGCUUCGACCAGGAGUCCGGGAUGAAGUCCGGGCGCGCGGCCAGGGCCAUGAUGCGCCAGAUGCAGCCGGUGCGGCCUUUGGUGAUGGUCCUCAAGGCCUACAUGGGCCAGCGCAAGCUCAACGAGACGUACCAUGGAGGGGUCGGCUCCUUCCUUUUGCAGAGGUAG
Molecule: messenger RNA, 1305 nt
Organism: Ectocarpus siliculosus
Lineage: Eukaryota; Phaeophyceae; Ectocarpales; Ectocarpaceae
Source: the annotation of a GenBank genome assembly